AUGGGCUGGGGGUGGGGAAGCCUUGGGAUGCUGAGGGGCCAAAUGCAGCCCUUCCCGCUCCCCUCUCCGUUGCCAUGCAGGACAGCCAUGUGUGUGGGGAAGUGCAGCCGGAUCGUGGGGCCCUGCCUGCUGGUGCUGGGCACUCUCUCCAUGGCAGCCAGCAUCCUCCUGCUCUUCCCUGGUGGAGAAUCCAAGUACCUGCUGGAGGGGCACAUCAGCAGCCACGCCAAGGCUGUGCCCGGCGUCUGGGGCGGCGGCGUUGCCGUGCUGCUGGCAGCGACCCACAUCACAGCUCUGGGGUGGCAGCGGGAUCCCCCUGACUCCCUGCAGGCGUUCAUCUCCGUGGUGCUCUCCAAGCUGGCUCUGCUGGGUGCUGCUGCCUGCUUUGUGCUCUCUGGGGUGGGACUGACCAACGGCCCCCUCUGCUUCUACAACACCACCGAGCUGGGGCUCAGGCACGGAGCCCUCUGGGGAUACCCCUUCCUGGAUGCCAUCGACCAGGGGCCUCAAGCCAGGGCUGACAGCUACCUGUACAAUCAGAGAACCUGGAGCAUCUGCCUGGAGCCCGAGGGCAUCGUGAGCUGGCACGUGGUGCUGUUCUCCCUGCUGCUGCUCCUCAGCGUGGCUGAGAUGGUGCUGGCCCUGCUCCAGAUCCUCAACGGCUGCCUUGGCUGCCUCUGUGGCUUCUGUGAGGGCAAGUAG
Molecule: messenger RNA, 702 nt
Organism: Ficedula albicollis (Collared flycatcher)
Lineage: Eukaryota; Metazoa; Chordata; Aves; Passeriformes; Muscicapidae
Gene: TM4SF19
Product: transmembrane 4 L six family member 19
Exons: 5
Coding region: 1-702 (233 amino acids)
Cellular component (GO): membrane
Source: RefSeq, a predicted model, not a curated record